AAGCCUUCAUCUUCUUCACGACUCUGCUCAGUCCUCUGUGCCCCCCUUCUCUCUAUCUCUACCUGAGAAAAUGGCCUCAAUUGCCCUCAAGACCUUCACCGGACUCCGGCAGAGCUCCGAAAAGACCCCCCAUUUCGCCGUCCAGAGGCCCACAAAGACCCACUUCCAGAAGGCCCGCAUAGUCGCUUCCAAGACCAGCCCGAAGCUAGGCAACCGCAACCUCCGGGUGGCGGUAAUCGGGGGCGGCCCCGCCGGGGGCUCGGCGGCGGAGACACUGGCGAAGGGUGGCGUGGAGACCUUCCUCAUUGAGCGGAAGCUCGAUAACUGCAAGCCCUGUGGUGGCGCCAUCCCACUCUGCAUGGUCGGGGAGUUCGACCUGCCGCUCGACAUUAUCGACCGUAAAGUGACGAAGAUGAAGAUGAUUUCUCCGUCGAACGUGGCGGUCGAUAUCGGGCGGACCCUGAAGCCGCAUGAGUAUAUCGGGAUGGUGAGGAGGGAGAUCCUCGAUGCUUACCUCAGAGACAGGGCAGCCGAGAAUGGAGCUAAGGUGAUUAAUGGACUGUUCCUGAAAAUGGACUUACCGGGAGACCGCAAUGCACCGUACUUGCUGCAUUACACCGAGUACAACGGGACUAAAGGUGGGGUCGGCGAGAAGAAGACAUUGGAAGUUGAUGCUGUGAUUGGGGCCGAUGGGGCGAACUCUAGGGUCGCGAAGUCCAUCGGCUCUGGGGAUUAUGAAUAUGCUAUUGCAUUUCAGGAAAGAGUGAGGAUCCCAGAGGAUAAGAUGGCCUACUACGAGAACCUUGCUGAGAUGUAUGUAGGGGACGACGUCUCCCCCGACUUCUAUGGCUGGGUCUUCCCGAAGUGUGACCACGUGGCUGUGGGGACGGGCACAGUAACCCACAAGGGCGACAUCAAGAAGUUCCAACUAGCUACACGAAACCGCGCCAGGGACAAGAUCAUGGGUGGACAGAUCAUCCGAGUGGAGGCCCACCCCAUCCCAGAACACCCCCGGCCUCGUCGACUUUCGGGACGGGUGGCCCUGGUUGGGGACGCUGCUGGGUAUGUGACCAAAUGCUCUGGGGAAGGGAUCUACUUCGCGGCCAAGAGUGGGAGGAUGUGUGCUGAGGCGGUCGUGGAAGGAUCAGAGAAUGGGAAGAGGAUGGUGGAGGAGAGCGACCUGAGGAAGUACUUGGAGAAGUGGGACAAGACCUACUGGCCCACUUAUAAGGUGCUUGACCUUCUCCAGAAGGUUUUUUACCGAUCGAACCCCGCAAGGGAAGCGUUCGUGGAAAUGUGUGCGGAUGAGUAUGUGCAGAAGAUGACAUUCGACAGUUACUUGUACAAGACGGUCGUACCUGGGAACCCAUUGGAGGAUCUGAAGCUGGCUGUUAAUACGAUCGGGAGCUUGGUGAGGGCAAAUGCCCUGAGGAGGGAGAUGGAGAAGCUUAGCUCAUAGAAGUGAAAAUAGCGCGUAACCUCUUUUGUGCUGAGGAUCUGUUUAAAUCGUGUUUCCUUCUCGCCUGUACGAGAUUGAUUCGAAGCGAUGUUGUUGAUGCAUCAAAAGAGAGAUGUAGUUUGUAAUUCAUGCACUAAAAGAUAGUUUGUUCCUCUGGGCAAUAUUUCUGCAUCGGUUCUGUCAUGACAUAGCAAUAUCUAAGCAUCAAAUUAUGUA
Messenger RNA from Punica granatum (pomegranate), 1675 nucleotides. The record is from RefSeq and is a predicted model, not a curated record. NCBI's taxonomy places the organism in Eukaryota, Viridiplantae, Streptophyta, Magnoliopsida, Myrtales, Lythraceae.